AUGUAUUUCCGUUCCGCCUAUCUGUCGACAGGCAAGAAAAUUUUCAUUUGGCAUGUGCUUUCAAAGUGAAACAAAAAAUUCUCGAAAACAUAGCAAAAUCAUAAAACUAUAUUGCAAAAAUUGCAUUUUCCGACUAAAAAUAAAUUCAUAGAGAGGAAAACAUGCCACAAAAGGUGCUAACACGUCGCCAGCGGAAGGCAGCCGAGGCCAUGCGACAAUACACAGAAGAGACGCUCAAGUAUCCAGAAGCCACAGUGACCCCACGGCUGGAGACCACCGUCGCGAAGGAUGUAAAAGCGGGUGAGUCUAGGCCGGAGCAACAGAUAAUACCAGGAGGCCCCCCUCCACCUGCACCACCAAAGCCACCGAUUAGUGCUAGAAAAAAGAUUGUGCCAAUCAGCAGGGCAACAAAGCUGACACAGAAGAGGACACAGUCAAAUAAAUUGGUGGAGUCGAUUAUCUACAGUAAGACCCCAGUGGCGAGUGGAAGGCUUCCGAAGAAGACGCCCGAGACAGUCAACUUUGACACCCAACAGCUUCCUGGGGCUAAUCUUCAGACUACUGGCGCUACCUCUGCCACUGAACGGGAAGCGUUUCCCAAGACCGCGGCCCAACAGCAUGCCAGGGAGCAAUUAGUCUCGAUAUGGAACAAAAUACAAAACCACAUGAGUUCCACGACUAUGAGCACGAGAAUCUCGCCAAGGACGGUGAACAUACCAUUGAUGAAUAAGAUCUGCGAACAAAUAAAGAGUCGGUGGCAGGGAAUUUUGCCGGAGGACUGCUGCAAUCUGAAUCGCCAGACAGGGGUGUCGCCCGGCUUGUCCUCGUUGAGCUUCACACCCAGUGAAAUGGAGCUGAUUCCCCAAACAUUGCAAGCAGUCGACAACUAUUUGGCGAGCAUCGAGAGUGAAACCAAUUUCGAUGAUCACGACCGGCGCACAACUUCACGAAAGCGAAGAUUGGAGCGAGAGAAGGCCGCGUACACAUAUCCCCCAGUAAAGAGUGCUGAUCCCACAGAGAGUGUGAAAAAUUCCGAGAAAGUUCAGACAUCCAUAUCCAUCCGUCCAGAUGACUCUAUCAAGAUUAUUGACCAAACCGGCUACCUCGUUGUCAGCGGCACAGACCAACAGUUGGCCAAAAAGCUCAUUGACAUGAAAGCCCAAGGAGCUACCAUCGAGCAAUCCAUUAUGCUCCCGAAGGACACUGUGGAGAGAGUGUUGCAGCAGUUGGAGGAACUGCACCUGAAUCGUGAACAGAUUAUCCAGAAAAUGCACUCAAAGCAUGAAACGCUGGCGCAGCGACGCGAGCCGCGUCUAAAGAAGCGGAGCAAAAAGGCAUAGGCAUCUUGUGCACAUUACAAAAGACACACAAAAACAUUUACAUUUACAUUCAACGCUGCUGAACUGAAUCCAGAUCACAUUAGACAUAUUUCCAAAUUCAAAUUUCGCGCUCAAGACUCAACAAGUUGGCAACGCCAGCAUUGCACCGAAGGGCGGGCCCAAAACGGAACGGCAAAAAGCAGCGUGGCACGUUGACAGGAGGAGAAAGCAACAUGCAGUUUUACCCUCUCACGUGUACGCCGGGACCUGUCCAUGGUGGUUGCGCAGACAGGCUACCGGCUACAGGCCACAGACCACAGGAUUCAAAGCGGUUGAAAGAAGAGUACGUUUUAGGCUUAAAAUGAAAUCACGGGCUAUUAACAACAAAAACAAAACACAUGCGCACGCACACACACAUGCGACAGAUGGAAGAAGAAGAUAAGCCGCCGCACAUGUGUUGCGAGCCCACGAACCACGUGUGGGUGUGUGUGCGCGCGCAUAUACAUGUAUGGGUAAAUGCCGCCGCCACGCCAUGUGCUUUUUAUGCUCAACACAACAAUCAAAUUAAAAACUUUUUUCUACACUUCACUAUCGCAUUUCACAUUUUACCCACACACCUCCAGAGACACCAGCCGCGUUUUGUUUAACAAGCUGUUUUCAUUCGAAAUAAAUAUAUGAAUGUACGAACGCAGACAAAAUGCGAAACGGA
This is a messenger RNA of Drosophila obscura, 2028 nucleotides long. RefSeq lists its product as uncharacterized. The transcript has a single exon. Bases 162 to 1340 code for a protein of 392 amino acids. NCBI's taxonomy places the organism in Eukaryota, Metazoa, Arthropoda, Insecta, Diptera, Drosophilidae. The record is from RefSeq and is a predicted model, not a curated record.